CGCAGCGCGAAGGCGGUGCCGCUCUAGCCAUCCGCCUCCGUGAUGCGCGCGGGGAAGGAAAUGCGCGCGAGGAAACGGGGGCCCUGGGCUCACGUGACCGCGCCGCCGCAUUCUUCUCGUCAGCCAUUUUAGGUCGGAGUCAGCCAGGCGGCGCCAUUAAAAGUGCGAGAAAGGAGGAAAUAAGCGGGAGCUUUCGUUUUCCCUCCCCGUGGAGAACCUCGCUUUUUUUUCCUCCCUCCCUCCCGCGGCGUCCCCUUCAGCGGCCUAUUUAUUCCUCUUUCCCCCUUCGAGACCGGCCAGCCUAGUCUCCUUUUUUUUUCUUAAAUAGCUCCCCCCCUCGCCUCAUGUCGGACGAUCAGUUCGCCGGAGAUGAAGCGCUGGCGGAGGCUUCGGAAGACAGCGAGCAGCUCGAAGGGAUCGUUGCUCCCGGCGGCGACGGCAUGGAAGAGGCCGAAGAAGAAGAAGGAGGAGGAGAUGAAGGAGAAGGCGGAGGGGGAGGCGGCGGCGGCGGCGGCUCAAGCGAAUCGGAGGGAGCCAAAAUCGACGCCAGCAAGAACGAGGGGGGGGAGGGAAAAAUGUUCAUCGGCGGCCUUAGCUGGGAUACUACAAAGAAGGAUCUUAAGGAUUACUUCACAAAAUUUGGUGAAGUAGUAGAUUGCACUCUGAAGCUAGACCCAAUUACAGGGCGGUCAAGAGGCUUUGGCUUUGUGCUGUUCAAAGAAUCUGAGAGUGUGGAAAAGGUCAUGGAUCAGAAAGAGCACAAACUGAAUGGCAAAGUGAUUGAUCCUAAAAGAGCUAAAGCAAUGAAAACAAAAGAACCCGUCAAAAAGAUCUUUGUGGGUGGCUUGUCACCAGAUACACCAGAAGAGAAAAUAAGGGAGUAUUUUGGAGGUUUUGGUGAGGUGGAAUCAAUAGAACUUCCUAUGGACAACAAAACCAAUAAGCGCAGAGGAUUUUGCUUCAUUACUUUCAAAGAUGAAGAACCAGUGAAGAAAAUCAUGGAGAAAAAAUAUCAUAACGUUGGUCUUAGUAAAUGCGAAAUAAAAGUAGCAAUGUCAAAAGAGCAAUAUCAGCAGCAACAGCAGUGGGGAACUCGAGGCGGAUUUUCUGGAAGAACCCGUGGCCGAGGUGGAGGCUCCAGUCAAAGCUGGAACACGGGAUACGGUAAUUAUUGGAACCAGGGGUAUGGCAACUAUGGAUACAACAGUCAAGGUUAUGGAGGCUAUGGAAACUAUGACUACACUGGCUACAAUAACUAUUACGGAUAUGGAGAUUAUAGUAAUCAGCAGAGUGGUUACGGGAAGGUAUCUCGGCGAGGAGGCCAUCAAAACAGCUACAAACCCUUAAAUUGUUCCAUUUGCAGCCUAUUACAGACAGGUGGACAAGCAGUAUUCUCCACUGGAAGAUUCAUUUUGAGGCGGCUUGUGCCGCCUGCUAACCGCAGUCAAACUUUAAAAAAAAAAUUGUAUCAAGUCACUGAAUUGAAAGUAAGAUGUGGGUCCCUCUGACGUUUGAUUGCACUCUCAUGGCAACAGAAUUGUUUCACCGUCUUAUAUUUUUUAAUUGCUAUGCUUAAGGAAUCAAUUUGACUUAACGACCCGUUCCCAUUUUGUUCCCAGUAUUGUAGAGCAGAUCUUGUGUUUUAAAGCCCAGUGUGACAGUGUCAUGAUGUAGUAGUGUCUUACUGGUUUUCUAAUAAAUCUUUUUGUAUAAA
Molecule: messenger RNA, 1714 nt
Organism: Pseudonaja textilis
Lineage: Eukaryota; Metazoa; Chordata; Lepidosauria; Squamata; Elapidae
Source: RefSeq, a predicted model, not a curated record